Temnothorax curvispinosus is the source of this 1031-nucleotide messenger RNA. Its product is annotated as THAP domain-containing protein 1-like. The record is from RefSeq and is a predicted model, not a curated record. The transcript is spliced from 2 exons. Lineage: Eukaryota; Metazoa; Arthropoda; Insecta; Hymenoptera; Formicidae. Bases 38 to 571 code for a protein of 177 amino acids.
AGAAGCACUUGUUAAUUCCGGUCAUACUCAAGAACGUAUGGCAAAGAUAUCGAAAUAUAGUUACAUAUGUAGCCUACAUUUUACAGAAAACUGCAUCGAGAAAACUGGAUUUUCAUGUCGGUUGAAAUCAAACUCUGUGCCAACAAUAUUUCCAAAUGCACCGAAAGAAAAUACGGCUGAUCUGGAGAAUACUGAACCAUCUAAUAUGCCAUCCGUAAUAUUUGAAAGUAUUAGUCAACGUGAAGAGGAAAUUUAUGAAACUCCCUCAAAAAAGCGAAUGUGCUAUGCAGGUGAUAUAAAAACAGCAGAAAUGAAAAAUAUGUCACCGAGGACGUUAAUUAAAGCGAUGGAAAUAUUAAAGAGGUCAUGCAACAAGAAGGACAAAAUAAUUAAUCGAUUGAAAGUACAACAAUAUCGCCAAAAGAAAAGAAUUGACAGCUUACAGACCUUAUUGUGUGAACUUCGUACAAAGGGUCUCCUUUCUGCGACUUCAUCAGACAUUGUACAGGUAUUGAAAAGUCUUCUUUCUUUUCUUGGGAUUUAUAUGGCUCCACUUUCUUGCAGGGCGUGACACUGCCAAGAAUCUUCGUGGGGUAUAGGAAUUGAUGCGAUUCAACUACUCUUCAAACUCGAAAAUGUAUAUGUGUAUGUGCGUAAUUGUGUGUGUGUAUGUCUACGGUGUUGGAAACUUGGAACAAUUCGUAGGUGCAUUGGACACAAGGAACUGCGCGGAUCAAUUCCCCCUGCGGCCAGGGUAUUGAAAAGUGGAAGCACAAAAUAUUUCUAUAAAGCCAGAAAAAUUUGAUUAUGAAAAUAAACAUCUGAUUACGUGUGUAAGAUGUAUCAUUACAUUUAAUUGUACAUUUUAAUUUACAAAACUGAUCGGAAACGUCUGCCCUAUAGCAAUUGACAUUAAGUUAUAGCUUAUAAGUUACGCACCAAUAACCAUAAUUUGGGCAAUUGUGAGUGCAAUUACCCAAAUUGUAAUCCUACUUUAUUGGUUUUAUCAUCGAGAGCCUAUAAAUGUAUUA